Molecule: messenger RNA, 1069 nt
Organism: Verruconis gallopava
Lineage: Eukaryota; Fungi; Ascomycota; Dothideomycetes; Venturiales; Sympoventuriaceae
Exons: 4
Coding region: 89-817 (242 amino acids)
Biological process (GO): GPI anchor biosynthetic process; protein O-linked glycosylation via mannose
Cellular component (GO): endoplasmic reticulum membrane
Molecular function (GO): dolichyl-phosphate beta-D-mannosyltransferase activity
Source: RefSeq, a predicted model, not a curated record
GGAGAUUGACAAGAUCUACGUUGCUACAAGAUCAGCUUUCUUCGCAUUCCACCCUGUUCUCAUACUACACAUUCGCAACUGUUCCGCCAUGGCAAACAAGAACAAGAAUAAGUAUUCGGUCAUCCUUCCGACAUACAAUGAGCGCAAGAACUUGCCAAUCAUCGUUUGGCUUCUGAAUGAAAGCUUCACCAAGAACAAUCUCGACUACGAAGUUAUCGUCGUCGACGACGGAAGCCCUGACAAGACCGCAGAUAUUGCCAGACAACUCGCAAAAGCGUACCCGGGUCGAAUCGUUCUCAAGGAGCGACAGGGAAAACUGGGCUUGGGCACGGCAUACGUUCAUGGACUCCAAUUCGCGACCGGUAAUUUUGUCAUCAUCAUGGACGCCGACUUCUCCCACCACCCCAAAUUCAUCCCCGAGAUGAUCCGCGUGCAGGAAACCGCCGACUACGACAUUGUGACCGGAACAAGAUACUCUGGCAGCACUAGCGGCGUGUUUGGCUGGGACUUGCGUCGCAAGCUCGUCUCCAAGGGCGCAAACAUCUUUGCCGACACGAUCCUGCGGCCGGGCGUGUCCGACCUCACGGGCAGCUUCCGUCUGUACAAAAAGGAGGUGCUGCAGAAGGCCAUUGCCAAGGUGCAGAGCAAGGGCUACGUGUUCCAGAUGGAGCUCAUGGUCAUCGCGAAAAGCAUGGGAUACACGGUCGCUGAAGUGCCGAUCACGUUCGUGGACAGGUUAUACGGAGAGAGCAAACUUGGUGGAGAUGAGAUCGUGCAAUACGCGACGGGCGUGUUAAGUUUGGCGAUGAGAGUUUGAAAGCGUCUGCCAAAGUUUGGAGUGUUUAGCUGAUCGCCUUGGAACAAGUGAGAACUUUAAUAUGUUGAACGGGAGGGUAGAGGGUCUUCCGCGAUACCAAUUAUGUGUACAUGGCUAUUGAUUUUGUAACACCAGCUUUUCUGAAGUCUAUUCAAGACCGUUGCAUCAUCUGCGUUCUAAGGCAAGACCGCAUUAAAUAUCUUCUUCAUCUAGCUCUCGCAAAGCCUGCUCAUCAGCCACAGGUGCUCUAGC